Orycteropus afer afer is the source of this 3483-nucleotide messenger RNA. RefSeq names its product RNA binding motif protein 20 (gene RBM20). Bases 1 to 3483 code for a protein of 1160 amino acids. The record is from RefSeq and is a predicted model, not a curated record. Gene Ontology annotation, biological process: regulation of RNA splicing. Gene Ontology annotation, cellular component: nucleus. The transcript has 13 exons. NCBI's taxonomy places the organism in Eukaryota, Metazoa, Chordata, Mammalia, Tubulidentata, Orycteropodidae. Gene Ontology annotation, molecular function: mRNA binding; zinc ion binding.
AUGAGAACCAGCUAUGCAUCUCAACCUUUGUCUCCCCACAGUGCCGCCAAGCUCCUGGACAAGAACCCGUUCUCAGUCAGUAACCCGAACCCUCUGCUUCCAUCGCCUGCCAGUCUCCAACUGGCUCAGCUGCAAGCCCAGCUCACCCUCCACCGGCUGAAGUUGGCACAGACCGCUGUCACCAACAACACUGCGGCCGCCACGGUCCUGAACCAAGUGCUCUCCAAAGUGGCCAUGUCCCAGCCCCUGUUCAACCAACUGAGGCAUCCAUCUGUCAUCAGCGCCCCCCACAGCCAUACUGCCACCAUGCCCAGUGCCCGAUUUCCCUCUAAUGCAAUUGCCUUCACACCCCCCAGCCAGACACGAGGCCCAGGACCCUCUGUGAGCCUUCCCAGCCAGCCCACCAGUGCCAUGGUGAUGCAUCCUUUCAGUGGGGUCAUGCCGCAGACCCCUGCCCAGCCAGCUGUCCUCUUGGGGAUUGGCAAGUCUGGGCCCACUCCUGCUACUGCAGGAUUCUACGAAUAUGGUAAAGCCAACUCUGGCCAGGCAUACAGCUCUGAAACAGAUGGUCAGCAUAGCUUUCUGCCAGUCUCAGCCUCUGCCUCGGGCACUGUGAACUACGAAGGACACUAUGGCCACACAGGGCAAGAUGGCCAAACCGCCUUUCCUAAAGAUUUCUAUGGACCCAAUGCCCAAGGGUCGCAUAUGGCAGGUGGAUUUCCAGCUGAGCAGGCCGGGGGCAUGAAAGGCGAGGUGGGUCCACUGCUGCAGGGCACAAACAGCCAAUGGGAGAACCCCCUUGGGUUCUCUGGCCAAAGCAAGCCUGAUCCUACAGCAGGCCCUACCCUGUGGCCUCCGCCCUUGAGCCAGCCCUAUGAGCUGUACGACCCCGAGGAGCCCACCCCAGACAGGACCCCUCCUUCCUUUGGGGGCCGGCUUACCAACAACAAACCGGGGUUCAGCAGUGCCCGGCGGCGGGCCAACGAGGAGCAAGCAGUACUGUCCAUGCGGCCCCUACAAGCUCAUGAAUUGAAUGACUUUCAUGGCGUGCCCCCCCUCCACCUGCCACACACCUGUAGCAUCUGCGACAAGAAGGUGUUUGAUUUGAAGGACUGGGAGCUGCACGUGAAAGGGAAGCUGCAUGCUCAGAGAUGCCUGGUCUUCUCUGAAAAUGCUGGCAUCCAGUGUGUCCUCGGCUCAGCGGAGGGAACGCUUUGUGCCUCUCCCAGCAGCCCAGCUGUUUACAGCCCAGCUGGGAACGAAGACUAUGCCUCAAAUCUUGGAGCAUCAUAUGUGGCCAUUCCAGCAAGGUCUUUUCCUUCAGCUUCCCCUGGGGCAAAUCUUGCACAGCGUAAAGCAGGCAUUGGCCGCGUGGUGCACAUUUGCAAUCUCCCAGAAGGAAGCUGCACUGAGAAUGAUGUCAUUAACCUGGGGCUGCCCUUUGGGAAAGUCACUAAUUACAUCCUCAUGAAGUCCACUAAUCAGGCCUUUUUAGAGAUGGCUUACACGGAAGCUGCCCAGGCCAUGGUCCAGUAUUACCAAGAAAAAUCUGCUGUGAUCAAUGGUGAGAAGUUGCUCAUUCGGAUGUCCAAGAGAUACAAGGAAUUGCAGCUGAAGAAACCGGGGAAAACUGUGGCUGCCAUCAUCCAAGACAUCCAUUCCCAGAGGGAGAGGGACAUGUUCCGGGACACAGACAGAUACGGCCCAGAGAGGCCACGGUCCCGCAGUCCGGUGAGCCGCUCGCUCUCCCCCAGGUCCCAUACACCGAGCUUCACGUCCUGCAGCUCUUCCCACAGCCCUCCUGUGCCCUCCAGGGCUGACUGGGGCAACGGCAGGGACUCGUGGGAGCACUCUCCCUAUGCCAGGAGGGAGGAGCAACGAGAUCCGCCCCCCUGGAGGGAGAACGGGGAGGACAAGAGGGACCGGACGGACAUGUGGGUACAUGAUCGCAAACACUACCCCCGGCAACUGGACAAAGCCGAGUUAGAUGAGCGACUGGAAGGAGGGAGGGGCCACCGAGAAAAGUACCUGAGGUCUGGGUCUCCCAAUCCACUCCACUCUUUGUCCAGCUACAAAAGCCGGGAAGACAGCUACUACCGGAAGGAGCCCAAAGCCAAGUUGGACAAGUACUCAAAGCAGCAGCAGGAUGCUUCUGGGAGGUCCAGGAGGAAGGAUGAGGUCAGGCUGCGGGAGAGCAGGCACCCUCACCCUGAGGACUUGGGCAAGGAGGAUGGGCUGGAGCCAAAGGUCACAAGGGCCCCUGCAAACACCAAGGCCAAGCAGAGUGAGAGAAAUAAAACCAAGAAACCCGGUAGAGACCAAGAAGGAGCUGAUGAUAGAAAAGAAAGCAAAAUGGCAGAGAAUGAGGCUAGAAAAGAACAGGAGGGCAUGGAAGAAAGCCCCCAAUCAGUGAACAGGCCAGAGAAGGAAACAGAGUCCUUGGAUCCAGAAAGCACAAGGAACAAGAAGGAGCAUGAUUGGGACAGUGGAAGCGAGGCAGAAGGGGAGAGCUGGUACCCCACUAACAUGGAGGAGCUGGUCACAGUGGAUGAAGUGGGGGAAGAAGAUUUUAUCAUGGAACCAGACAUCCCAGAGCUGGGAGAAAUUGUGCCCGUUGACCAGAAAGACACACCGUGCCCAGAAAUGUGCCCCUGUGGGACGAACACCUUAGACCUGGACUUGGCCAAGGAAGAAGUCAAGACCAUGGGCAUUGGGACUCCCGAAAUCAGCCUCGAGUCGGUCAAAGAACUGCCUUCUGCUUCCGGGAGCUGUCCCAGUGACAUGGACGUGGAAACGCCAGGCCUAAAUCGGGAUGCUGAGCAGAAGCCAGCUGAAUGUGAAACAGGCUACUCACUGGUGGCUUCAGAUUGCCACGAGAAAGAGGCCACAGGAGCAGAGAGCACAGAUGUUUGUCUGGACCCUGCAGUCCAGCAAAUGUCUUCCCCCAAGCCAGCAGAGAAGAGGGCCCGGCAGCCUAGCCCGGUUCUCGAUGACAGCAAGCCCAGGGGGACCCCCGAAGACGGGGCUUGUGAAAGCAGCCCCCUGGAGGAGAAAGCCAGCCCCUCCACUGACACCGACCUCCAAAGCCAGGCUUGCCACGGAGUGCUGACCCAGGAAAACUCCAGGUACUUGGAAACCAAAUCUCUGGACACAAGGUCACCGGAAUACACCGAAGUAGAGCUGAAACAGCCACUUUCUUUGCCUUCCUGGGAACCAGAGGAUGUGUUCAGUGAACUCAGCAUUCCUCUAGGGGUGGAGUUCGUAGUGCCCAGGACUGGGUUUUAUUGCAAGCUGUGUGGGCUCUUCUAUACAAGUGAGGAGAUGGCGAAGAUGAGUCACUGUCGCAGUGCUGUCCACUACAGGAACUUACAGAAGUACUUGUCCCAGCUGGCGGAGGAGGGCCUGAAGGAGGCUGAGGGGGCGGGCAGCCCGAGGCCUGAGGACAGUGGAAUGGUGCCACACUUCGAGAGGAAGAAGCUCUGA